This is a messenger RNA of Ostrea edulis (European flat oyster), 543 nucleotides long. Its product is annotated as caveolin-1-like. Bases 1 to 396 code for a protein of 131 amino acids. Lineage: Eukaryota; Metazoa; Mollusca; Bivalvia; Ostreida; Ostreidae. Gene Ontology annotation, biological process: caveola assembly. The record is from RefSeq and is a predicted model, not a curated record. The transcript is spliced from 2 exons. Gene Ontology annotation, cellular component: caveola. Gene Ontology annotation, molecular function: molecular adaptor activity.
AUGGUGGACAAAACCAGAGUGAUUGAUCUAGUGAACAGAGACCCUAAUGGAUUAAACAGUCAUCUCGGGACGUUACUGUUUAAUGACGUUAUCGGAGAACCGGAUGGGACUCACAGCAUCGACUUCAUCUUCAAGCUGUCCAACACGUGCUUUGAGUGCUGGAAGGGUCUGUGCUACAAGUUGCUGACCUUCUAUUGCGGUUGUUGCAUCGCUAUAGAGUGGGGUUGCGAAUUUGCCUACAUCGCAUUCGCCCAUAUUUGGUUGAUAACACCUUGCUUUAAAUGCUGUGAAAUUAAUUGUGGAGUUUUUCAGCGAAUCUAUACCACGUGUAUCAACUGUUGUUGUACUCCAUGCUACGAGUCCUUUGGUGGAAUAUUCCAUCAUUUCAAGAGAUGAAAGAAAUACGUGUUGCACGUCCAGUAUGCAGACAAGUCAUUUUACAAAUAACUGUUAUAAAUGCUCUAAGAAAAUCUAUGUGACGUAACAUUCAAUAUGUUGAAUUUGAAAUAAUAGAUUGUCAUAACAUGUUAAAAUAUAUGUUUA